Molecule: messenger RNA, 4749 nt
Organism: Cokeromyces recurvatus
Lineage: Eukaryota; Fungi; Mucoromycota; Mucoromycetes; Mucorales; Mucoraceae
Product: P-loop containing nucleoside triphosphate hydrolase protein
Exons: 11
Coding region: 1-4749 (1582 amino acids)
Biological process (GO): regulation of gene expression; chromatin remodeling
Cellular component (GO): nucleus; chromatin
Molecular function (GO): chromatin binding; ATP-dependent chromatin remodeler activity; ATP binding
Source: RefSeq, a predicted model, not a curated record
AUGUCACAACAAAGGGAUGUUUAUCAAAACUUCAUGUCUAAUCCAGUUUAUUUAAUGAAUAAUCCUAAUCAGGCUCAGCAACAGCCUCAAGGUAAUAGGAUGGCUUUACAGUCUGGACAGAACUUUGGUCAACAAUCUGUUGAUCCUAAUUUUUAUUACCAGCAACAGCAGUUUAACCAACAGCCGCAGCCAUCUCAAAUGAUGCAUCAACAACAUCUACCUAAUCAAGCUUCUCCUCAAAUGUUCCAACAACAACAACAACAACAACAAUUCAAUUACCUAAGAGCACAGCAGCCACAAUCACAGCAGCCACAACAACCGCAACAGCAGCCACAGCAGCAACCACAACAGCAAAUGAAUUUCAAUAUGAUGGGAGGUAUGCCUAAUAUGAUGUAUCAAAAUCCAAUGAUGAAUCAUCCAGGGUUACAGCAACAGCAACAAAUGCCACGUCAACAGCAACAACAACAGCAACAGCAACAACAACAACAACAACAACAACAACAACAGUUACAACAACUCUCUCCCCAGCAAUUGCAAGCUUAUCAGCAGCAAAUACAACGUCAACAACAAAUGCAACGUCAACAACAAAUGAUGUUACAACCAGGCUUUGAUCCUCGCCAGUAUCAUCAACAAAUGUACCAACAACAACAUCAAAUGCCAGAACGUCCAAAACGUCCUGUAAGAAACGCGGCCAAGAAAAAACGCGCUUAUGAUUUAUCUUCAGAGGAUGAAGAGGAUUUUGAUCUUGAAUCCGAAGAAUCGGAUGGACGCGAUAGUGAAUUUGAAGAUAGUGAUGAAGAAAGGCGCCCAAAGAAAAAACAGACAUCUGCAGAAGCAGAUGAACCUGUUAUGAUUCCAAUGGGCACUAAAGUUUUUGAAAGAAUUUUAGAUUAUAGAAAGAAUGAAGAAACAGGAGAAGAAGAAUUACUAAUUAAAUACAAGAAUACUAGUUUCCUUCAUGUUGAAUGGGUUCCUGUUGAACAAGUUGAAGGUGAACAUUUGGGUAAACAUCGUGUUAAGAAGUUUUUACAGAAAUAUCAUCAAGAUGGAAACAAAGGUGAAGAUUUUUCUGAAUAUCUAAAGAUUGAACGUAUUAUUGAUGAUGGUGAAUUAGAGGAUCCAUCUACAGGCGAGCGAAAAAUAUAUUAUCUUGUAAAAUGGAAUUCUACAUUUUACGAUGCAUCUACCUGGGAGACAGAAGAAGAUGUUCGCAAAGUAAAUGGCAUUUCACUUGAUGAGUUUUUGGCCAGAAAACAAAUACCUCCUGAAAAGUUAGCUCCUCCCCCACCUCGUCCUGAUGCAACUCGAUUUAUUGAAUACGCUGAUUCACCACCCUAUAAAUAUGGCAACAAAUUGCGUCCUUAUCAGCUUGAAGGUUUAAAUUGGUUAAGAUUUUGUUACUACACUUUCAGAUCCUGUAUUUUAGCGGAUGAAAUGGGUUUGGGUAAAACAGUUCAAUCAGUCGCGCUAUUAAACGAUAUUUACAAUACAAUUCGUAUUCGUGGCCCGUUUUUAAUCGUUGCUCCUCUUUCAACUAUUCCUCACUGGACUCGUGCUUUUAAAGCUUGGACAGAUUUAAAUGUCGUUGAUUUUCGUGGUAGCACAUUGGCUCGUAAUUUGAUUAUAGAGACCGAAUUUUAUUAUCAAGAUCUAGAAGGAAAACCUGUCCCAAACAAAUUUAAAUUUGAUGUCCUUAUAACGACAUAUGAAAUGGCCUCCGCCAGUGCUAUGACCUUAAGAGAUAUUCCUUGGCGUUGUGGUGUCUUUGAUGAAGCACAUCGUCUUAAAAACAAAAACUCCAAAGUACUGGAAGUUCUGAAAACAUUUUAUAUGGAUCAUAAAUUGUUAUUAACGGGUACACCAUUACAAAACAAUUUGGGUGAAUUAUUCAGUUUACUAAACUUUAUGCAGCCUGAUGUCUUUAAUGAUGAAGACCGAUUCUUUGCUGAAUAUGGUUCAUUAAACUCUGCUCAAGAAGUAGAAAAGUUACAGUUUUUAUUAAAACCAAUUAUGUUGAGACGUUUUAAGGAAGAUGUAGAAAAGACUAUUCCUGUUAAAGAAGAAACGGUAAUUGAAGUUGAAUUAACCAAUCCUCAAAAGAAAUGGUAUCGUGCUAUACUUGAGAAAAAUUUCAGCUUUUUAAGAAAAGGAUCAAAAUCUAAUAAGGAUAUGCCUCAUCUUCGUAAUAUUAUGAUGCAACUUCGUAAAUGUUGUAUACAUCCAUAUCUUCUUGAAGGUGCUGAAGAUGUUAUAGUAAGUGAAUGUAAUGCUACUGGACCUCAAGAGCAGUUUAACUGUCUUGUUCAAUCUUCCGGUAAAUUGGUUCUUAUCGAUAAGCUUUUGAAGAAGUUAAUUCAAGGUAAUCAUAAGGUGUUGAUAUUUUCUCAGUUUACAAGUUGUUUGGAUAUUCUUGCAGAUUAUCUUCGUGGUAGAAAUUAUGCUUAUGAACGUAUUGAUGGCAGUAUCCCAGGUGAUCAACGUCAAGCAGCUAUUGACAGAUUUUCUACUCUUCCUAUUGAAGAAUCUUUUGUCUUUUUACUUUGUACAAGAGCAGGUGGUGUUGGCAUCAAUUUAACGGCUGCGGAUACUUGUAUUAUUUUUGACAGUGAUUGGAAUCCCCAGAAUGAUCUUCAAGCACAAGCCAGAUGCCAUCGUAUUGGACAAACGAAGCCAGUUCAAAUUUAUCGUUUGAUUUGUGCAAAUACAUAUGAAAAGGAUAUGUUUGAUCGUGCUGGUAUGAAGCUUGGCCUUGAUAAGGCUGUUAUGGGAACUCAUGACGAUGGUAGCACCAAUAAGACUGCUGAAUUAAAUAGAAAAGAAAUCGAAGAUCUCUUGAAAAAGGGUGCUUAUGGUGCCAUGUUAGAUGAUGAAGCUAGUACAAAGUUUUGUGAAGAAGAUAUUGACCAAAUUCUUGAGCGUCGUACAACUGUUAUUCGACAUGAGGGUAAUGAAAAAGGCUCCGUCUUUUCCAAGGCCACUUUUUCUACUGCUGAUGAAGAUAAUGCAGGUGUUGAUUUAGAUGAUCCCGAUUUCUGGGAAAAAUGGGCUGCUAAAGCGCAAAUUGAUACUACAGAAACACGUGAGGAAAAUCCGCUGAUUGUUUCUAUGCCUCGUAGAAGACGUCAAGUACAACGAUUUGGCUCUCGACCUAUAGAUGGAUCUUAUUCAUCCAACGAUAAUGCAGAUGACUCGGAUGCUUAUGAAGAUGAAAUGGAGUCAAAAUCCCGUCGUGGUCGUGAUCAGGCUCGUCCUUGGACACUUUCAGAAAAAACUAAAUACGAACGUAAAUUGAUGAUUUAUGGCUAUGGUAGAUGGGAUUUAAUGGCUACUCAUUUCCCUCGUCGUUCUGAAAAAGAUUUGAAGGCUGUAACAAGAGCUUUAAUGCGAAAAGUACUUCCUAUUAUAAAGAAUGUGAAGAAGGUGACAGAAGAAGAUCGUAAAUUGAUCGAAGAUAUCGAGACUAUUUUAGCUAAUGAUGCUAGUGAUGAAGUUAAGAAAAAUGAUUCCAUUCCUUAUUCUGGUGCCACUAAGAAGCAAAUUACUGAAUUCAAAUCUUUCUUGCUUCAGGCACCUGAAGAUUAUAUCGAACAUAUUGAAAGAAAAGGUCGUAAUUUCUUACUUCGUAUUCAAAUGCUUUAUUUAAUUCGAGAUAGAAUUGUACCGACAGAUUGGGAAGAAGCUAAAGUUUUAGAAAUCCCUAAAGUGACUGGAUCGCCACCAGCUAAAUGGUGGGGCGAAGAUGAAGAUCGUUGCUUGUUGUUGGGUAUUUGCAAACAUGGUUAUCAACAAUAUCUUGCAAUGCGUAAUGAUCCUGAGUUCUGCUUUUAUGGUAGAAAAUAUGAUGAUAGUCUCUCUGGUGGUUUGGAAGAUGAUGAUACCAAUACCAACGAUAAGAAUGAUGAUGCAGAUAGCAGUCGACAAACUUCGAUGGAGCCUGUAAAAUCACCUAAUAGGAUGUCGAAAAGAACAUUUGGUAAAAAAGAUGAAGAUAGUGACUAUGAAGAUAGAAAGGAUGAUGAUGAAUCCACUGAUGAUGAAGAAUAUGAAAUCAAACCUAAAAUAUAUAUUUGGCCUUCUAAAGCUGAUAUUGGUAUGCGUCUUCGUCGUAUUAUUGCUGCAUUCUUAAGAGAAAAGGCAAGCAGCACACGUAAACGUAGACUCCAAGGUCGACAACAACGUCAAAAAGAUACACGUGCUCCUCCAAGACAAAGAGCUAGAGCAGGUGAUGCUAAUCGCUGGACAAAGAAAAACAAGAGUGAUUUCAUCAAGACACUUAUGUCAUUUGGUGUUGAACGUGAUAAUGAUGACUUUAAAUGGGAUCGUUUUAAAGAAAUUGCGGGACUUGAUAAAAAAUCGGACGAAGCACUUACACUUCAUUAUAAAGAGACUUAUGCUGCCUGUGAAGAAGCUGUAAAACGUCAUUUAGCUGAAAAUGAUAAUUCGGCCACUGUUUCUUCUGCUUCUGCUGUUACUGCUGCUGCUGCUGUAGGAGGAGCAGAUAUAGAUACACCUGCUUCAUCACCUAAAGAUACUGCGGAUGCUGCUAGCCGCGAAUCGAGUAUGGAGCCCAACGAUAAUAAUGAAAAUAGCGAUUUAAUUCCUUAUGAUAAGGCUCGCCGUUCUUUAAAACGUAUUGAACAAAUGAAUGCCAUUCGUGAAAAGGUUCUAGUUCAUCCUGACUUGGAUAUUAUAUUAACUAAAGCAAGAAAAACUUCAGGUCUACCAAGGUACAUUUAUAGUUUAUAUUAA